AUGGAGUUAGUAGUCAUUCCAUUUCCAGGCAUAAGCCAUUUGGUACCAUUGUUGGAGAUGGCAAAGCUGUUAGUCGACAGAGAUUCUAAACUUACUGCAAAUGUCAUCAUCAUCAACAUGCCCGAAGGCCCUCCAAUGGACAUCACUUCCAUCAAACAAUCCAUCUCCACCGAUCGAAUACGUUUCAUCGAAAUCCCCAAGGACGAACGCGAUUCAACCCGUGAGGUCAUGAAGAACACCUCCACAUCCUUUACCAAUUUCAUCGAGACCCAGAUACCCUUCAUCCAAGACGCAAUCACAACACACGUUAUCAAACGCUCUGGAUCAGGCCGCCUAAUCGCCUUUCUUGUUGACAUGUUCUGUGUUAGCAUGAUGGAUGUAGUCGAACAGGAUUUCGACGUUCCUGGCUAUAUAUUCUUCACAUCUAAUGCAUCUCUACUUGGACUCUCUAACCAUCUACUCACAUUAAGCGAUAAUGGACAGGACAUCACCGAUUUCAAUGGGUCGGACGUUGAAUUGGACGUGCCGGCCUUCCCAAUUCCAUUUCCGGCUAAGGUUCUUCCGUGGAGGGUGAUGGAUAAGACUGCUAUUUGCCCACUGAAGGGGUAA
Messenger RNA from Impatiens glandulifera, 609 nucleotides. Its product is annotated as putative UDP-glucose flavonoid 3-O-glucosyltransferase 3. Bases 1 to 609 code for a protein of 202 amino acids. The transcript has a single exon. Lineage: Eukaryota; Viridiplantae; Streptophyta; Magnoliopsida; Ericales; Balsaminaceae. The record is from RefSeq and is a predicted model, not a curated record.